CAAAAAAAAAAAGGGGAUUAAUGUCUGCGGCCAUAACUAGGCCUUAAAUAACCAGGACCAUGGGCGACAAUUCGUCUAUCCAAAUCACGCAUCCACCAUUACCGGAUGCAGAUGAGAAAAGAGAUACUGAUGGUACCGAACUGUCCGGCGACGAAGUGACUCCGUCAUCUGCGGAGGAUAGAUUGGAGGAGAAGCCACCAGAAGACGUCCCACCAGAUGGCGGGUAUGGCUGGGUGUGUGUUGCUUGUGCAGCUUUCAUCAACGGAAAUACAUGGGGAGUUAACAGUUCUUACGGUGUCUUCUUGUCCCACUAUCUCUCUAACGAUAUAUUCCCCAAUAUGAGCGCAAUCGGAUACGCCUUCACCGGCGGCCUAAGCAUGUCUUGCGCCCUCUUAAUAUCACCUUUGGUCACCCACCUAAUACACCUUUUCGGCAAUCGAACAAUUCUAAAUAUAGGGGUCUGCCUGCAAACUAUCUCGUUCAUCGGAGCAUCGUUUGCCAAAGAGCAGUGGCAUUUAUUCUUAAGUCAGGGCGUAUGCUUUGGUGUGGGAAUGGGGUGUAUUUUCAUUGGAUCUGUUGGGAUCACCCCGCAGUGGUUCCUGAAGAAACGAAGUGUUGCAAACGCAAUCGCUGCCGCUGGCUCGGGGAUGGGAGGACUUGCGUACUCCUUAGGAGCCGGCGCGAUGAUCCCCCGUCUUGGAUUGGCCUGGGCUUUCCGUGUUCUUGGAAUCACCACGUUCAGCAUCAAUAUAGUCGCGUGCAAUCUGCUGAGAGACAGGAAUAAGGCCGUAGGAAGCCGUUAUCGCGCAUUUCAUUUUCCACUACUGAAGCGGCCCGAGUUUCUGCUGCUUCAAGCUUGGGGCAUUUUCAGCUUGCUUGGCUACGUCGUGCUUAUCUUCAGUCUUCCCAAUUUCGCACUCUCUAUUGGGCUUUCUCCGCAUCAAGGGAGUAUUGUCGGCGCCCUUCUCAAUUUGGGACAAGGCUUAGGCAGACCUGUAAUAGGUCUCAUCAGUGACCGUUUUGGGAGGAUCAACAUGGCCACUGUUUUCACAUUCUUCUGUGGCCUUCUUUGCUUCGCCGUCUGGAUUCCGUCUCUCAACAUGGGAGUGCUAUGUUUUUUUGCCAUAAUCGUGGGCACUGUUGCAGGAACUUUCUGGACCACUGUCGUUCCCGUCUGUGCAGAAGUAAUCGGGAUGCAAGAAUUACCUGCCGGGCUUAGUAUAUCUUGGGUGCUCAUUGUGCCGCCGACGACGGUGUCAGAACCAAUCGCCGUUUUGCUAAAGGACGACUCUAAAAAGGAGUGGGUCUACCUCUAUGCGCAGAUAUUCACAGGCCUGGUAUACAUCGUGGCGGGUAUUAGCAUAUGGCUCGUCCGUGGCUGGAAAAUUGGUCAGGUAGAAAUAGCAGCGAAGAAGAGAGCCGUAGCCCUUGCAGCUGGCACUUCUGCAACACUGAAAAGCCGUCAUCCAGACACAAACACCCCGGCGGUUGCUGAGAACCAGCUUUCGCCCGAUAGAGAUGCUUCAAGCCACCCUAAUGAGCAUACUAUUUCUGCUCUGCCGUCUCCGCCUUCACCUGAGAUAGACACCCGGGUUUGGUCUCCGGUUCAUUUGCUGCGCAGGAUGAUGGUCCGUGGCCAUGUUUGACGAUGGAGAGACGGGGACUUCUCCAUAUACCUAAUAGUUACAAGAUCCUGGCACGAUACUAUAUGUUAUGGCAUUAUGGAUGUGCUAUAGCCUAGCGAUGCCUUCCUAAGCCUGAGGCAUCUCUUACAAAAAAAAUACAAAUCCUUCUUACCUCCACUAGGCAUAUGACGAUUGAUACGAAUAUCGCGCUGGAUGUGUUUAGGGCAAUACCUUGUGGAUUUGUUAAUUUGCAUAUACCCCUAAUAAUCGACAUAUAUUCUCUUGGGACACGAAGCAACAUACGAAUUCGGCCGACUGGCUUGCAUAUAUCCCCAGCAUUAUUUUAUUAGCAUUGUUCUUCGGACUUUUUCAGGACUCGUUCGCAUGUAUCCACCUGGCGGGCUUAGUAAAUAGAAUCAAAAUGAGAUAAAAAUGAUAGGGAACUGGCAUGGGAAUCGAGAAAUUGAAAAUUUUUAUUUUUUUUA
This is a messenger RNA of Coccidioides immitis RS, 2110 nucleotides long. Its product is annotated as MFS transporter. The coding region runs from base 60 to 1646 and encodes 528 amino acids. NCBI's taxonomy places the organism in Eukaryota, Fungi, Ascomycota, Eurotiomycetes, Onygenales, Onygenaceae. The transcript is spliced from 2 exons. Gene Ontology annotation, biological process: transmembrane transport. Gene Ontology annotation, molecular function: transmembrane transporter activity. The record is from RefSeq and is a predicted model, not a curated record.